Messenger RNA from Drosophila elegans, 1568 nucleotides. It is a transcript of the gene Glut3, whose product is annotated as glucose transporter type 3. Bases 1 to 1533 code for a protein of 510 amino acids. Gene Ontology annotation, cellular component: membrane. NCBI's taxonomy places the organism in Eukaryota, Metazoa, Arthropoda, Insecta, Diptera, Drosophilidae. The record is from RefSeq and is a predicted model, not a curated record. Gene Ontology annotation, molecular function: transmembrane transporter activity. The transcript has a single exon. Gene Ontology annotation, biological process: transmembrane transport.
AUGCAAAAACCGGCGAAACAAGUACCGGAACCGGAACCGGAGCCGCCCGCUCCCGUGCAGCCAAAGCCUUCAAAAUGGUUCACAAGGCGCACUUCGCUGAGGAAGAAGCCCUCCGAACAGCCCGGAAACUUAUUCCACCCGCCCGACAGCAAUGUGGGCCUCUACAAGGCCACCUUCUACAGCAACAUUGGGUCCUUCCUCUUUGGGAUCGCAGUGGGUUGGUCGGGAGCGGCGGAAAAGUCGGUGAUGCAGAGGCACAGCUAUGAUUUUCAGCCCUCGGAGGACGAAUGGAACGGUGUGUGCUUGCUGUUGACCCUGGGAGCGGCGGUGUGGUGUGUGCCCAUGGGAUUGCUGAUGCGAUGCUGCGGCUGCAGGCGCACCAUCCUCAUCCAACUGGUGCCCAAUGCGCUGGGAUGGUUGCUCACCGUCUUCGCCAAGAGUAUACCAAUGCUGUACGCCGGUCGCUUUGUCCUGGGAAUGUGCGGCGGUGCCCAUUGCGUGGUGGUUCCGAUCUACAACUCCGAGAUCAGUCCGAUUAGGAAACGCGGCGCCAUGGGUGUGCUCUUCCAGGGAGCCUGCAUUUUCGGUGUGAUCUACAGUUUCAUGAUGUCCAUUGUGCUGGAGCUGUGGAUCAUUAAUUUAAUGAAUCUGGGCCUGCUCACACUUGGCCUGCUGCAGAUACUCAUGCCCGAGUCGCCGGCGUACUAUGUGGAACGUGGCAAUAUUUCGCGGGCGGAGGCCUCACUGCGUUUCCUGCGCGGUGCGAAGUACGAUCCACGGAGGGAGAUCGACCACCUGAUGCGGACACCCACACGGAUCGAGUACGACGUGCGCCAAGGACCGCUGCGGGGCUUCAAGUAUAAGAAGAUACGAAGGAGCCUGGCGCGGGCCUUGGUGCUGGCCGUGCUGCAGAAGAUGUGCGGUGCCCUGAUCUUCAUCUUCUUCGGCCCAAAUAUGCUGGACUGCCUCCGGAUUCGGCACGAACACGGUGCCUUUCUGGCCUUGGCGGUGAUCACGGGCUUUCUCAUCUGUUUUUUCCUUGUGGAUCGAGUGGGUCGCCGACCCCUGCUCAUCAUCUCCUCGGCCUUCAUCUUCUUCGCCUCCGUUUUCCUGGGACUGUACUUUAAGAUAUGGGUGACCAUAAACUACACCAUCCUGCCCUGGAUCGCCUUCUUCUUUAUCGGCCUGUUCGUGGGCUCCUACACCGCCGGAGUGGGAUCGCUCACCUGGCUGCUCAACGCGGAGCUGAUCGUGCGGCUCAUGCGACCCGUGGCCUGCUCGAUAAUCUGCGCCUGCAACUGGCUGACAGCCUUCUUCGUCGUCUUCUGGUUCACCUUCCAUGACAUCAAGUGCCAGCCGUACCUCUUCCUGCUGUUCGCCAUCAUCGCGAUCAUUAUCAUGCUCUACACCCUGGUCUACAUCCCAGAAACCAAGAGAAUGACCUCGGCCAAGAUCCAGCAGCGGAUGGGCGGGAUCAUGAACCGACCAGCGUCCAUCAUUAUCACGUCUAGCAGCGACUCGUCCAAUGCUUAGUCAUUGUAUUCUCAAAUAAAUUCAAGUGAUAUUUU